Molecule: messenger RNA, 3873 nt
Organism: Closterium sp. Naga37s-1
Lineage: Eukaryota; Viridiplantae; Streptophyta; Zygnematophyceae; Desmidiales; Closteriaceae
Source: the annotation of a GenBank genome assembly
AUGUCCCGACCGCAGCUCUUCGUUCCCCAGCCGGGGCAAUCAGGGUCGUCCAAUUCGCUACCUUCGGGAUGGCAGUCCGUUCCGCAAGGCCCUCCUGGACCGUUUGAUCAAUUCAGUGGACCGCCAGGAUACCGUCCACCGGCUGGCGGAGCAGGGAUGCAGCAGCAGCAGCAGCAGCAGCAGCCGGGAUUUGGCUUCGGUCCGCCGCAGGGGCCUCCCGGCGGAAUCGGCGGAGGUGGCGGAUUUGGAUUCGGGGGUCCUGCACCCGGCGGAGGACCCAUGGGUCCGCCGGGAAUGAUGGGAGGACCGGGGGCAGGAGGAGCGGAUGGGGGUCAUAACCCGCUAAACGACAUGCUCGCGGGGGCUGGGUCGGGGUUCAUUCGGUCGGGCCUGGGUGCUUAUGGCGAGCGGCUACUAGGGAGCAGUCGUGCCUACGUUCAAAACAACGUGGGCAAGUAUUUCGCGUCCACGGACUUCCAUUACUAUUUCCAUGUCAACGACGCCUACGUGCGCAACAAGCUCAAGAUUAUCGUCUUCCCAUUCCUACACAAGGGCCACUGGACGAGAGUGGCGGAGCAGGUGGCUGGGGGUUUGACGUACAAGCCGCCAUGCAAUGACAUCAACGCUCCGGACCUCUACAUCCCUGCCAUGGCCUUUGCCACCUAUGUGGUGCUCGCUGGACUCUCCGCUGGCCUGCUGGGCAGGUUUGCUCCUGCAUUUGUGAAUGCACGUGUUGGCAAAGGAUUAAUCGGGUGGUUUCUGGAGGUGCUGCUGCUUCGGACGAUACUCUACUCGUUGGCAUCAGGCGAUGCUCCGUUGCUCGAUCUCGUGGCAUACGCUGGCUACAUGUUUGUUGGAAUCUCCCUGACAAGCCUUUCUUGGGUCGUCUGGCGGAUGGCCUACUUUCCGGUUCUGAUUUGGACAAGCUUGUGCAUGGCAAUGUUUCUGGUGAAGACAAUGAAGCGGGUGAUGUUCGCUGAGACCCGGCACUACGACCUUCACGGAUCGGCUUGUUCUCGAUCAUUUCCAAGGCUGGCAAACAUGGCUGACGACGAGGACGAGCAGCUGCAACGGGCCUUUCGCAUGAGCUUAACGAGUCCUCCCCCAGCAAACGCAUCUCCGCGAAACCCUCAGACCAGCAGCAGCGGUAUCAAUUCCGAGUCCACCGGCGGAUUGAAUGCCAGCCCUGAUCCUUGUCCCCCAUCCGCCAAGCGGAGCAAAUCCGAGGAUGAAGGCUCCGAUCCCGGACAAGCAGGAGGAGGUGGAGGUGGCUAUAGCGGGGGUUCUUAUAGCGGUCACGUAGCAGCGAGACCCGAGACGGCGGAGGAGCGGGAGAGGCGGAUACAGCGAGAGAUUCGAGCAGCAGCCGCGGAACGAAGAAUGGCUUUUUUAGGAAAGCCCAGUGCAGAAUCGGCUAAGAUUGGAUCAGCCAAUACCGGAUCAGCCGUCGCGUCCUCCGGAGCUCCAGCUCUUACCGCGUCGAGCCGUCCUCAGAGUACUCCUGUCAGACCCGAUCCACGUGUAGAUAAGGCUUUCACAAGCGUUUCUGCUCCUGUCAAUCCCAUUCCGCCACGUGUCCAUGACGUUGACAUGGCGGAGCAGGCAUGUGAUCCGCUGGCAGAGCAGACUGGCGGAAAAUCGUCAGUAGAAGGCAAGGCAGGAGACGUGAGGGUUCCGGGAACCGGAGGCGCGAGUAUAGGAGGGAAAGUUACAGAGGGGAGCGCAACUGAAGCUGGGGAAUCGCAAUCGAACUUGGCUGUACCUGAGGGGUCUGGCAUUGGGGGGUCGGGGAGUGCUCGUACGGCAGGCGGUGGGGAGGUUGUAGUGGGUGGAGAGGGGUGGAAGGAGGCGGAGAGGCGUUGGGAGGCCGAGCAGGGCUUGGCGGAGUUGCCAUUGGACGAGGCGUUUCGGCUGUUCGACAUGGUGUUCGGGCGGAACCCGCCUGCUGCUACCCUCUCCCAGUGGUCGCGACAGGGAUUCAGGUUCAGCGACGACCCGGCGACUUCGCUAGGGCUGGUGCAGAGGGAGGGAGGGCCGUGCGGGGUGCUGGCGCCAGUGCAGGCGCUGCUGCUCAAAUACCUCCUCUUCCCCCCCAUGCCCGCGCUCCCCGCGGAUGCCUCCCCGCCUUCCGCACCUGCCGCACUUGCCGCUACUGCUGGUGCUGGGGAGAAGAGCGCUGAGCAGCAGGGGGGGCAGAUGGGGGAGGGGAGGACGGUGGAAGAGGGAGGAUGGGAAGGGGAUGAUAUGAGGUUUUAUGACUCGCUGCCAGGCCUGGAUGUGCAAGGUAGAGUGCACCCUAGAGUUUCUGCUUCUGCUGCUGGUGCUGCUGGUGCUAGAGGUGGUGCUGCUGGUGCUGCUGGUGCUAGUGGUGGUGCUGGUGGUGGUCUGACAGGCGCUAUCACUGGCGCUGCCUCUGGUGUGGCAGCUGUAGCAGGAGAGGGGGAGGGAUCAGGCGACUCUGCUGCGCUGCCAGCCUUGGAAGCCGUACGGGAUGGAGAUGGGGAGGGGGGGGAAAGCGAGGGAGGGGAGGCCCCUCUGAUCUUCUCGCAGGUUGAGAGACGAAGGGCACUGGUGUUGGCAAUGGCAGAGUCUUUAUGGGUGCCAAGCAGGGGGCAGAGAGUCGUCAUUGCUGCCGUAUCACCACACAGGCUGGCUGCGUUGGCUGCUUCAGCCUCUCAACAACCGCUGACCAGCCCAAUCAGCGACGCGAAAGCGCUUCAAGGAGCAGUCAGAGUGCGACACCUGGCGGGGGCAUCGCACGCUGACGUGGCGAAGGCGCUUCACCGGCUGUUUCCUGUGUUUGAGAGUGAUUUUGGCGCGCUGCUGCUGCUCUUCUCAGUGCUGCUCUCCAGGGGCCUCGAGCGGGUUCAAGAGGACAGGGAUGACCCAGAGCCACCGCUUGUAACACCCCCAUUCGGCCACGCCUCACAGGAGAUUGUGAACCUGCUGCUAUGUGGUGAGGCAGUGGCGAAUGUAUUCGACGGCACCAUGGACCUGGGAGGAGGCAUGGCGCUCAAAGGCAUUCCCUCAGAGGCCCAGGUGGGAUUCCUCACACUCCUCGAGUCCCUCAACCUCUGCAAGGUCGGGCAGCGACUGAAACAUCCCAAGCUGCCCAUCUGGGUGGUGGGCAGCGAGUCGCACUACACCGUGCUCUUUGCGCUCUCGACUGAAGUACAGGAGGAGAAUGAUGCGGAAGCAGAGGAAUCGCGGGUCAGAGAGGUGUUUGACCGGUUUGAUACAAGCGGAGGAGGGGGUUUUGUUGCUGUUGAGUCUCUUCUACCUAUGCUGGCUGAGUUAAGGGUAAAUUUCCUUUCGGACACAAUAGAUUCGCUUUCAGCAUUGGGGGUGAUCGUGUGGAACGAGCUGUGGCAGGCUCUGCUGAAGCUGGACCGAUCCCAGGGGGGGUUCAAGAGAGAGGGGUCAAGUGGGGGGCGACCUGCCAGUAGGAAGUUUGACUUGUAUCAUUUCAAUGGGAUUGCGAAGCGUGUGCAGACUGGAAGAAGCAGUGCAACAGCAGCAGCAGCAGCAGCAACUUCUGGAGGAAAUGGAGCAGGGGACAUGUCGUAUGGCGGUUUGGAUGUGCCACAGCGUGUGCUAUCACCGCCGUUGACUGCGAUGGAUCAACGGCCGAGAUUGGUUCGGCUUCAUGUGACCGUGCCGCCGAAAUGGUCGCCAGAAGAUCUGAUGAUGAUACCAAGGCCGGAGGGCAGUGGGGUGGAUGGAAUUCCUCCCGAGGUGGUGGCAGACUCGUUUGACUCGAGUGUGAAUCCGAUGCAGCGCGCUUCGCGUGAAGCUCCCCUUGUGGAUUGUAUUCGCACUCGGUGGCAGCGAGCGUCGUGCACGUGGGUAGGGGAUGCGCCAUCUAUCGUGUAG